UUGACAGUCGCGUGAUUUAGUACGCUGUCAUUUUUCGUUACUUUUCUUCGAGUUUUGAUCAUGRUAAUGGCAAUGCAUGGUCUACUCAGUAAAAGUACCGUUUAAAACGACAUAUAUAUGGCUUUUGAAACGUUUUUGAACGCCGUUUUUAAAGGGAAAGCGACGAUAUUAAGGAAAACCACAAGCCAUUAUUUGAYCGAUGGCUCUUGUAGCCAGAAAAAAAUACUUCUUCACAUUAAUGGCUGUCCUGUCAGCUUUACUCCUUGUGGCCAAUCUUUUUUCAACCAAGAAAUUUKCCAGUCGACGAUUACGUCCAAAAGAUGACAAAAACUUGACGAUUUUUGCUUUGGGAGAUAUYGGUGGUAUUGGAUGGAAACCGUACUCAACAAGAACGCAAAGGCAGGUGGCUGAAACAAUGGCCAAGGAAGCAGAGCGUUAUGAUGUAUCUAUUAUCAUUGGUCUCGGGGAUAAUUUCUAUCCCCACGGAGUUAAGAGCGCUGAUGAUCCGCGCUUUGAAACAACAUUUGAAAAUGUUUACUCUGCACCCGUACUAAUGAGAGCCAAGUGGCUGAUGGUCGCAGGUAACCAUGACUACGAAGGAAACAUCGCAGCUCAGCUUGAAUACAGUAAAAAAUCCCCUCGAUGGUACUUUCCCUCUCUUUACUAUACUAAAGUGUACAGAAUUUCGUCAAAUGCGGUUCUUCAAAUAGUUGUCGUGGAUACAAAGCUGCUCUGUUCAGAUUCGUCAACAAAACGAAAAUAUCGAAGCAAAAUACCAUCUCAACAGGAACAUCGAAAAUGGGUGAAAAAGACCCUGCGUAUUUCAACGGCAGAGUAUCUAAUAGUUGCUGGUCAUAAUCCUAUCUAUUCUGUUGGUAUUCAUGGAGGUUCGUCAUGUCUYCUAUCAUUUUUAAAACCACUUCUGGACAAAUAUGACGUCACCGCCUACGUCAGUGGUCAUGAUCACAAUUUCCAGCAUAUAAAAGAAGAUGAUAAAACGGUCAACUACUUUAUAAGUGGUAAUGGAAACUAUCAUGAUAUGGGAAAUCCUGAAAAAAUACGCUUAUUUAGAAAAUAUCUUAAGAUUAUUUAUGGUUCAACUGGUGGAUUUACAAUGUUCAGUGCUAGUUCUUUAUCUCUACGAGUAACACACGUUAACAAGAAAGGAAAGUCAAUUUAUACAACUGAUMUCAUGCCAAGACGAACUCUGAAUUCGUAGCCAACUAGUCUAUAUAUUAUUAUUUAUAGUUUCAAGUGUUUUUUUAUAAAAAUCAAACUACAGAAGCAAGAGUUUUCUUCUUUCUAAAAGCUGGCAAUGUUCUUAUUGUUGUCGUGACGGCUGCUGUUCAUGUUGUUGCAUUUAUUGUUAUAACUGAGUCGUUGAAGGAACCCUCCGGUAGCUGAUCGUUGUUGUCCAUUGAUAAACUAGUGCUAUUCAAUACAGA
This is a messenger RNA of Exaiptasia diaphana, 1445 nucleotides long. Its product is annotated as tartrate-resistant acid phosphatase type 5. The coding region runs from base 200 to 1219 and encodes 339 amino acids. The transcript is spliced from 8 exons. Gene Ontology annotation, molecular function: ferric iron binding; ferrous iron binding; acid phosphatase activity. The record is from RefSeq and is a predicted model, not a curated record. NCBI's taxonomy places the organism in Eukaryota, Metazoa, Cnidaria, Anthozoa, Actiniaria, Aiptasiidae.